AUGAGCGGAUCCAAGGCAGGUACGAAUCCAACUAUCCAUUCACCAACAAAUUCAGUAAGAAUGGCUCCCUUCUCAUUGAAACCAUUUAUCCCCCCUCAAGUUGCUAAUCCUACAGCUUUAAAUGCAUUCCCCAGUUCUGCUCGAAUGGGCCGUAUUGUGGACUUUUACACUCGUUUGCCCAAAGGCACUGCUCCCAAAAAGUCUAGUAAUGGCUUUUUCAAUUGGUACUACGCCAAAUACCUUGGCAAAAACGCCAGUGGUGCUCCCUUACUUCAUUUGGUAGGUGCCAUUUUUAUCUUUUCUUAUGCUUCUGAGUACUUCUACCAUAUUCGUCAUCACGAACAUUAA
Schizosaccharomyces osmophilus is the source of this 348-nucleotide messenger RNA. It is a transcript of the gene atp17, whose product is annotated as F1-FO ATP synthase subunit F. The coding region runs from base 1 to 348 and encodes 115 amino acids. The transcript is spliced from 2 exons. Lineage: Eukaryota; Fungi; Ascomycota; Schizosaccharomycetes; Schizosaccharomycetales; Schizosaccharomycetaceae. Gene Ontology annotation, biological process: proton motive force-driven ATP synthesis. The record is from RefSeq and is a predicted model, not a curated record.